Messenger RNA from Esox lucius (northern pike), 1903 nucleotides. It is a transcript of the gene riox2, whose product is annotated as ribosomal oxygenase 2. The transcript has 9 exons. The record is from RefSeq and is a predicted model, not a curated record. Lineage: Eukaryota; Metazoa; Chordata; Actinopteri; Esociformes; Esocidae. Gene Ontology annotation, cellular component: nucleolus. Gene Ontology annotation, molecular function: histone H3K36 demethylase activity; histone H3K4 demethylase activity. The coding region runs from base 326 to 1819 and encodes 497 amino acids.
AUAUCUAAAGUAUUUUAAUUUAUUCGACAUUACUAAUUUUGUCUAACAUAACAAGACACGAGGAACAGGUCUAGUUAACGUUAGAAUACACAAUUAUAGUACAAGUAAAGUAACUUAACAAGCUAUUUUUUUUAGCCCAAAAGCUAGAUACAAUAUGUGAAUAGACAGCUAGCUAACGUGUGUAUCUCUAUUUCUCUUUUUGUUUGCAAGCUAACUCCGUUACCUAAUUGCUACCAGCUACAUUCACAUUUCAGUCAUUUCAAAAUAGUUUACAUCACUGUCAUGUGGUAAUUAGCUAAAUCAGGUUUUAUUUUGAUGGCAACCAAUGAAAACUGGAAAGAUCAGAAACGGUUCAUAUGCCAUUAAUGUCUCUAAGCUAAAAAUGUCAAGGAACAGAAGACGAGCAGCCAGAGAUGAAGAUAUCUCCCCCAAACAGAGGAAAAUGGACUGCAAUGGCGUCCCAUUGCCUUUCUGCUUCGACACCCCCGACACAGUCUUCCAGAGCCUCAUCUCGCCAAUGGGGCAGGAAGAAUUCUUUGCUGACUACUGGGAAAAGAGGCCCCUCCACCUGAAGAGGUCUAACCCCUCCCUGGCCUCCUACUACCAGUCUCUGUUUCAGCUGUCUGACCUGAAGGGUCUGUGCUCCCAGGGCCUAACUUACACCAGAGACCUCAAUGUGUGCCGCUGCGUCCAGGGCAACAAGAAUGUAAUGAACAAGGAGGGCCAGGUCAACUACAGCCAGCUCCGGAGAGACUUUGACAAGAAGAAAGCCACCAUCCAGUUCCACCAGCCUCAGAGGUUCAAGGAUGAGUUGUGGCGGAUCCAGGAGAAGCUGGAGUGUUUCUUUGGUGCCCUGGUGGGUUCCAAUGUCUACAUCACCCCACAGGAUUCUCAAGGGCUCCCCCCUCACUAUGACGAUGUGGAGGUGUUCAUCCUCCAGUUGGAGGGCGAGAAACACUGGCGUUUGUACAGCCCCACGGUGCCCCUGGCGAGAGAAUACUGCGUAGAGCCUGAGGAGCGGAUCGGAAGCCCCACCCACGACAUCAUACUGAAGGCAGGUGAUCUGCUGUACUUCCCCAGAGGGACCAUCCAUCAAGCAGACACCCCUGUGGGAGUGGAUCAUUCCACCCACCUGACCCUUAGUACCUACCAGAAUGCGUCGUGGGGCGACUACCUGGCUAAUGUGUUUCCCAAUUUUUUAUAUGACUCGCUUAAGACUAGUGACAUCACCAGGAGGAUGGGAAUGCCCCGGAGAAUCUUGAUGGGGGCCAACACAGCCCCAGACACAAAUAAGCAGUUGGCCUCAUUACUGCGGAGCGUUGCAGAUCAGAUUGAGGGCGGUGAACACGAACUCCGUGCUGCAGAUAUGAAGAGGGACUUUGCACACAACAGACUCCCACCAUACACACCAGAGCAAGAUGAUGUCUCAGCACCAGCAGGAAAGAUGCCUGCGUUGGAGGACACAGUGUGUCUGAGGUUUAACGACCACAUCCUGAUAUCUUCAGAGACAUGUCAAAGCCCAUCAGAUGGUUCGGUUUCAUUGGUGGUGAAUGUAAUACACUCUCUGAAGAACAGGAGGGAAAAACACAUGAUGGGACAGAGUGAUGAUGACGAUGAUGAUGAUGACGAUGAUGAUGACGAGGAAGAGGAACCCUCUGAGCCACCCAGCUUGAUCUUCCCCUUUGAAGCCCUCCCAGCCAUUAGGCAACUGCAGACAGGACAGCCCAUCCCUGUGGCCCAGCUGAAGAUGCCAUUGAACAGUGAGAAAGCCCAGAUGGCCCUGGCAUUUUGGUCAGAGGGCCUGCUGGAGGUGUGCUAGUGUGCUAACCGAAUCCUGACACCAAGAACCACUGCAGUCCUUUAGGUCACACAGUUGAACAAUAAAGAGUUCUUUAUUCUACUA